GUCUUUUCUAGUUAUGCAAAUAUAAUUGCCGUUGGGUUAUAGUUAUUAAUUAAAAAAAUACCGAGAAGCCUUUUUGUCAUUGCAGUGACUGACAGUGUUUAUGAUGACUCGCUAUGAAGAAAUUCGUGACGAAGUGGUCUGCCAUGCAGAUUCCAUACCAAACAAGUUGGAUGAGUUUAAAAUCGCGUAUCAGCUUCUAAUCAACUCAAAUCGGGUAACUAGCAAAAUAAGAACUUUUAAAGAUCUAAUUACUGUGUUAGAAAAAAGGUUCUGCUUAUCAGAAGAUAACAUUGAAAUAUUGUACUACAUCACUAGCAGGUUAAAUUUGAAGUCACUGCUGUUAAAGGUAAGAGCGUAUGAAGCAAAUAGCUCUAGGAAAUACGUUGCUAGCAGUGUAAGGGACGAAUUUCAAAACGGCCACAAAUUCAUCCGCCUUGAAACACUUGCCUCAGUGAAACAAUUAGCAGCCAUCCCACCACAGCCAGACUACAAUCUUCACUCGUUCAACCCACGUCAUGGAGCGUGGAGCAGUGGUCCGACUGCUCCUGCCUAUGGUCCUCGAAUACCACCAGAAGCAUUCGAACUUAUUAGUGAAGAAAUCGGAAGUGCUUGGAAACAAUUUGCCCGACUCAUUUCAGUGAAGGAAGGCGAAAUAGAUGAGUUAAUUUCAAGAGAAGAUAUGAGCAUCAAAUUUAAACUUAUAAAAUGUUUGGAGUUAUUCGAAGGACGAACACAAUAUUUCAAAGUCAGAAGUGCAUUGCAGAAAGCUUUGUGUAAUGUCCGGAGAAAUGAUGUGGCAGAAAUAACUGAUCAGGUUCUAAUCAAUGCUGGAUUUUAAGUGGGUUCUGCAAUAUUUUUGUAAUGUUGAGAGAGAUUUUCUUAACCAUGUAAAAUUUACACUUUUAAUUAUAGUUCUGCUUGUAACCAUGGAAAA
Bacillus rossius redtenbacheri is the source of this 934-nucleotide messenger RNA. RefSeq names its product fas-associated death domain protein (gene Fadd). Gene Ontology annotation, molecular function: protein binding. The coding region runs from base 101 to 838 and encodes 245 amino acids. Lineage: Eukaryota; Metazoa; Arthropoda; Insecta; Phasmatodea; Bacillidae. Gene Ontology annotation, biological process: signal transduction. The record is from RefSeq and is a predicted model, not a curated record. The transcript has a single exon.